Messenger RNA from Heterobasidion irregulare TC 32-1, 1305 nucleotides. RefSeq lists its product as uncharacterized. Gene Ontology annotation, molecular function: NEDD8 activating enzyme activity. The record is from RefSeq and is a predicted model, not a curated record. Gene Ontology annotation, cellular component: cytoplasm; nucleus. Gene Ontology annotation, biological process: protein neddylation. NCBI's taxonomy places the organism in Eukaryota, Fungi, Basidiomycota, Agaricomycetes, Russulales, Bondarzewiaceae. The coding region runs from base 1 to 1305 and encodes 434 amino acids. The transcript is spliced from 8 exons.
AUGGCUUCCGCUCCUAAUGCGCAAGUCAACGGAAACGCGACAUUGAGCGAUUGGCCGAAUCGGUACUACCAUGUCGAUCAGAUCCUCGACCGACCAGGUCCCCGAACAGAUCCCUCAUUUAUGGCUGGGGAAGGCGUGAAGGACUUUCUGCGCAACCAAUGCAAGAUCCUCGUCAUUGGCGCCGGCGGCUUGGGGUGCGAAAUCCUGUCGAACCUCGCGCUCUCCGGAUUCAAGGAUAUUCAUGUCAUCGACAUGGAUACGAUUGAUAUCAGUAAUCUUAAUAGACAGUUCUUGUUCAGACCAAAGGAUGUCGGCCAGCCGAAAGCCAUUGUCGCAGCAGAUUUUGUGAUGAAGCGCGUUCCAGGAGUGAAAGUUACUCCGUACUAUGGCAAGAUUCAGGACAAAGACGACGACUAUUACCUGCAAUUCAAUCUGGUGAUCUGCGGGCUCGACUCCGUGGAGGCACGUCGAUGGAUUAACGCGACACUCGUCAACCUAGUGGAUCCAGAGAAUCCGGAGAGCCUGAAGCCACUCAUAGACGGUGGUACGGAAGGAUUCAAGGGACAAGCUCGCGUGAUUCUGCCGACCGUAACUUCGUGUUAUGAAUGCUCUCUCGACAUGCUCAAUAAACCAACUGCGUUUCCCAUCUGCACCAUCGCCAACACACCCCGUCUUCCUGAGCAUUGCAUAGAAUGGGCAUCGGUACUUGAGUGGCCGCGCGUAAAAGGAGACAAGAAGAUGGACACAGAUGAUCCAGACCAUAUUAGUUGGCUGUACUCAGUUGCUCUGGCACGAGCGAAAGAAUUCAAGAUUGAAGGUGUUACCUGGUCCCUUACUCAGGGUGUUGUAAAGAACAUCAUCCCUGCUAUCGCUUCGACGAAUGCCAUCAUUGCAGCGUCCUGCUGUAACGAAGCGUUCAAGAUAGCGACGAGUUCUGCCGCUUAUUUAAACAACUACUUCAUGCUCAUCGGGACCGACAGUGUAUAUUCAUACACAUUUGAGCAUGAGAAGCGAGAGGACUGCCCUGUAUGCGGUGGAGAAUCCCUUGACAUAUCAAUCUCUAGGGACUGGACAGUUGACCAAUUGAUCGAGAUGCUCGUCGAAAAGCAAGAUAUUCAGAUCAAAAAGCCAUCAUUGUCGACUCCAACAAAGCAGAUCUACUUCCAGGCUCCACCUCAGCUCGAAGAGGCGACGCGGCCGAACUUAGAGAAGAAGGUCUCGGAUCUAGUAGCGGAUGGUGGCGAAGUGACCGUGACCGCGGCAUCGCUACCUUUCAGCUUAUCGCUGCGAAUCACGUAUGUGUAA